AUGUCUAGUGCCAAUAUGUUUAAUGAGGUAAUUUAUAUUUUAUAUGCGUAUAUUAUGUACGCAUGUUCAGAAACAAGUUAUAUCUUAAACAUAUAAACAUACAUUAAGCGCUCAUUAAAUAAACUAAAUACACAUUGAAGAUAUACACUUACAAGUACAAAUUCCACUAUGCAAUCUUCUUGGAUUAUUCUAAUGCUAACGACAUACUUUUCAGUUGAAACUUGAAAAAAAUGAUGAAAAAUGUCGUGUUGCAAGUUUUGCAAGUUUUGCUAUAAAAAGAAGAUCUCAAUGUAAAUUCAUAGUAAGUUUUGUUAUGAAAAAAAUUUGCAAUGUCUGUACAGACAUUUGAAUUUAUAAAAUUUUUAAGAAGAGAAAUGUUCAAAUAUAUUACUCAUAAUAUACAAACAUCGUAGAAAAGAAUCAACGAAUCUUCAUAUUACAAAAGAAUUACGAAGCUUCAUAUAAUAAAAUAAACAAAAUAAACAAAAUAUUGUACGAUUUUUUUAUACACAGUUAAUAGUAGAACGUCGGUUAUCGGAAUGUCGAUUAUCCGGAAUUUAUCAGUCAUUUGAAUUUUGAUUAUCCGAAUAGUCUAAUUAAUUAUGUAUGUACACAUUUAAACUAUAUAUUAAACAAUGUUUAUUUUGGAAUAUGUAUCUUUCCCUCAAAUGUCCUAUUUUAGUGUCUUAUCUAAGCUAACUAUCUUUCAUUUAUGCCAUAAAAAUACUAUUAAAAGAAAAAAAUACUACCAAAAUUAAAAAUUAUUAAAUAUUACUAAAUAUUUUAAAAAAAUACAUAUAAUUUAGUCAUAGAAUGUUAUGUUAGACAAUGUAUAA
Messenger RNA from Heterotrigona itama, 836 nucleotides. NCBI's taxonomy places the organism in Eukaryota, Metazoa, Arthropoda, Insecta, Hymenoptera, Apidae. The record is from the annotation of a GenBank genome assembly.